Molecule: messenger RNA, 1077 nt
Organism: Trachemys scripta elegans
Lineage: Eukaryota; Metazoa; Chordata; Testudines; Emydidae
Exons: 3
Coding region: 175-933 (252 amino acids)
Source: RefSeq, a predicted model, not a curated record
CACGGCUUGCCACACACAUCCAGCUUUGGCAGGAAAGGCGAACUAACACACGGGCAUAUUGUGGCCAAGCCCAGUUUCCUGUGCGCCGCACAGGGCCUUUAUAAGACCCCUGCCCCCACACCCGCUCACACAGAGACGCUGCAGCGCAGUUACCCGAAAGCAGAAGUCCGGGGCAUGGGGCCAGCCAUGGGGCUGCUGCUCCAUAGCCUCCUGCUAGUGGCUCCAGGGGGUCUGUGGCUCUCCUCCGGCCAGGUGCAGCUGGAGGGCUUGGUGGGUGAGUCCGUGUAUUUCCCCGCCCUGCGCCCCGUGGCCAGGGACAUCGUCCGCAUCCUGUGGUUUUCGGAAAGGCAGGGCACUCACAUCGCAGAGGCCAAACCCCAGGCCCAGGCGUUCAACGUCAAUUUCUUACCCAACUUCAGCCACCGGCUGGCCAUCCACGCCGGGAACCUCUCCCUGGAGAUCCGCGCUCUGCGGCUGGAGGACCAGGGGCCGUACCGCGCCGUUGUGGAUAUCGCCUCAGACCCUACCAAGCCCAGGGCGUUCUCCUAUGAGCUGUCAGUGCGAGAACGUGGGCAGGAAGGGGACAUUGGCAAAGGAGGAACCACGGACCCCCCAGGAGGCGGAGGACGGAGAACAUCGACGGGCCCCCCAGCAGGAGAACGGAGAACAUCGACGGGCCCCCCAGCAGGAGAACGGAGAACAUCAACGGGCCCCCCAGCAGGAGGACGGAGAACAUCGACGGGCCCCCCAGGAGGCGGAGCGCCUGUGACCACAGGCAGGAGGACCACGCUGGCGGGAGGUGAUGAGGGAGGGCAGGAGGGCGGUGGGAGCCAGGGAUCGUGCCACUGCACUCUGAAGGGUUAUAUCAUCGCGGCCGUCUAUGUGCCCCUCUGCAUCGUGGUGGCUAUUGUCCACGUGAAGACGAGGAGCUAACGGAAGAGCCGGGGUCCCUGGGUGAGAGAAGAGAAAGGGCAGCUGCUGGGGCAAGCUGGGUAACCACCUGUCCGGGGCUUCCUGGACAUCACCUCUUUUUUCAUCCUCUGUCCUCCAGCACCCCCUAAAUACCCGCUCCAGUAC